AGUCAGCUAGGAGGCACCAAACUGUUAGCGACGAAAACGCAGCUCUUGGUGACUUCCACUACCCUCCCACCCCCCACUCCAGGCAUAUUUUGGAGGCGGCAGCAGCGGUGGCAGGAUGUGAGGCGAGCCUGGAGCUCACUUCCCGGGCGCCCCUCCCUCUUCGGAGCUAGGGGAGACGUUUGGGCUUUUGCGCACUGGCCGGAGGGUUCCCGUGAAAGGCUGGAGCAGUAAACAGGCGGGAGGGAGGUGGGCAGGCAGAGUUUGCACCUGCCGCCUGCGCUUCUGUCAGGGUGAGGGGGCAGCCGGUGGGUCUGCCGCCUGCCUUCCGGAGCGGGUGUGCCUCACAAGGGGCGCGAGGGCCACAGGCUGAGGCGCCCGCGCCCCGGUGUGCACCGCUUGGCCGAGGGAAGGUGCGGCUGGAGAAAGGCUGCUCUGAAACGAAGUCGCGCAGAAGGAAGAGUCUGGGAGGCAGGCGACUUAGGAGAAGCUAGUCACUGAUUCAAGAGGCGGCACCUGCCAUUCUAACUAAGGAGCUGAGUGAUUUUUAGGAAUCUUCCGUAACCUCUCCCUCUCCGGCUCCCCCCAAAGUCCUCAGAAGCUCCGCUGAACUCUAGGAAUCUUCCCUGAUCGGGGGGGAAGUUUCCUGGCAUCCUCUUUGGCUAAGACAGGGGGUGGAGGAAACAGACGGGGCUGUUCUGUUCGUUCCUUGGGGACACAAGGUCUUCCUCACGCUUUCUCCAGCCCCGCUCGUUUUGGGGUAGCCUGUCCGACCGUCCGGGAAGUCCGAGCCCGCGCUCUCCGGAUCCCGGCUCGCCAUCUCGCCCUGGACGUGGAACUACACUCCUGAGACCUGCUGGACGUUUUGUUGGCUGUUUGGCGAAACUCAGCUGCCAAGGAAAGUGAACGAUGAAGCUGCCAUUUCUUUUGGCCCUUGUGGUCUGUUCUGUAGUCAGCACAAAUUUGAAGAUGGUGUCAAAGAGAAAUUCUGUGGAUGGCUGCAUUGACUGGUCAGUGGAUCUCAAGACAUACAUGGCUUUGGUGGGUGAACCAGUCCGAGUGAAAUGUGCCCUUUUCUACAGUUAUAUUCGUACCAACUAUAGCAUGGCCCAGAGCACUGGGCUCAGGCUUAUGUGGUACAAAAACAAAGGUGAUUUGGAAGAGCCCAUCAUCUUUUCAGAGGUCAGGAUGAGCAAAGAGGAAGAUUCAAUAUGGUUUCACUCAGCUGAAGCACAAGACAGUGGAUUCUACACUUGUGUUUUAAGAAACUCGACAUAUUGCAUGAAGGUGUCAAUGUCCUUGACUGUUGCAGAGAAUGAAUCAGGCCUGUGCUACAACAGCAGGAUCCGCUAUUUAGAAAAAUCUGAAGUCACAAAAAGAAAGGAGAUCUCCUGCCCAGACAUGGAUGACUUUAAAAAGUCCAAUCAGGAGCCUGAUGUUGUAUGGUAUAAGGAAUGCAAGCCAAAAAUGUGGAGAAGCAUAAUAAUACAGAAAGGAAAUGCUCUUCUUAUUCAGGAAGUUCAAGAAGAAGAUGGAGGAAAUUACACAUGUGAACUUAAAUAUGAAGGAAAACUUGUAAGACGAACAACUGAAUUGAAAGUUACAGCUUUACUCACAGACAAGCCUCCCAAGCCAUUGUUCCCCAUGGAGAAUCAGCCAAGUGUUAUAGAUGUCCAGCUGGGUAAGCCUCUGAACAUCCCUUGCAAAGCAUUCUUCGGAUUCAGUGGAGAGUCCGGGCCAAUGAUCUACUGGAUGAAAGGGGAGAAAUUUAUUGAAGAACUGGCAGGUCACAUUAGAGAAGGUGAAAUAAGGCUCCUCAAAGAGCAUCUUGGAGAAAAAGAAGUUGAGCUGGCACUCAUCUUUGAUUCAGUGGUGGAAGCUGACCUGGCGAAUUAUACCUGCCAUGUAGAAAACCGAAAUGGACGGAAACAUGCCAGUGUUCUGCUGCGUAAAAAGGAUUUAAUCUACAAAAUUGAACUUGCAGGAGGCCUGGGGGCAAUCUUCCUCCUUGUCAUACUGCUAGUAGUCAUCUACAAAUGCUACAACAUUGAAUUGAUGCUGUUCUACCGACAGCGUUUUGGAGGUGAUGAAACUACUGAUGACAACAAGGAAUAUGAUGCCUAUCUCUCUUACACAAAAGUGGAUCAAGAUACUUUAGACUGUGACAAUCCUGAAGAAGAGCAGUUUGCUCUUGAAAUACUGCCAGAUGUCUUAGAAAAACACUAUGGAUAUAAACUCUUCAUCCCAGAAAGGGACCUGAUUCCGAGUGGAACAUACAUUGAAGAUCUCACAAGAUGUGUUGAGCAAAGCAGAAGACUUAUUAUCGUGCUAACUCCUGACUAUAUUCUCAGACGGGGAUGGAGUAUUUUCGAACUGGAAAGCAGACUCCAUAACAUGCUAGUCAGUGGAGAAAUCAAAGUGAUUUUGAUUGAGUGUACAGAAUUAAAAGGGAAGGUGAAUUGCCAGGAAGUGGAAUCAUUAAAGCGCAGCAUCAAACUUCUGUCCCUGAUCAAGUGGAAGGGACCCAAAAGCAGCAAAUUAAAUUCUAAAUUUUGGAAGCACUUAGUAUAUGAGAUGCCCAUCAAGAAGAGAGAAAUGCUAUCUCGAUGCCAUGUUCUGGACUCUGCAGAACAAGGACUUUUUGGAGAACUCCAGCCUAUACCCUCUAUUGCCAUGACCAGUACCUCGGCCACUCUGGCGUCAUCUCAAGCUGAUCUCCCUGAUUUCCAUCACUCAGAUUCAAUGGAAAUGAGGCACUGUUGCAGAGGGUAUAAACACGACAUGCCGACUACCACCUUGCCAGUACCUUCCUUAGACAACCACCACACUUAUUGUAACCUGCCUCUGACGCUACUCAACGGACAGCUGCCCCUUAAUAAUGCCCUGAAAGAUACCCCGGAAUUUCAUAGGAACAGUUCUCUGCUACCUUUAUCAUCCAAAGAGCUUAGCUUCACCAGCGAUAUUUGGUAGUGAAAAAUCUGAAUUCCCUGAACAGCUAUACGAGCAUAAGGGAUUUCCGCUAUACCAAGCAUAAAGUACACCUAAUAACAGUGAGGUGCUGAAAAAGUGUUUGAAGAAAAAGGCACAGAAAUUGCUUUAGUACUUAAAUAUUUUUGUUUACAUUUCCAGAAUAGUAGGGG
Molecule: messenger RNA, 3137 nt
Organism: Lemur catta (Ring-tailed lemur)
Lineage: Eukaryota; Metazoa; Chordata; Mammalia; Primates; Lemuridae
Gene: IL1RAPL2
Product: interleukin 1 receptor accessory protein like 2
Exons: 11
Coding region: 907-2967 (686 amino acids)
Biological process (GO): signal transduction
Molecular function (GO): interleukin-1, type II, blocking receptor activity
Source: RefSeq, a predicted model, not a curated record